AUGCAGCCUAAUGUAGUAGCAUAUAACUAUCCUGCUUAAACGGAUGGUUAUAAUUAACCUUAAGAUUAAUAAGCUUAUCAGCAAUAGUAACCCUUAAAUCAGGGUUAAGGAGUUCCGCUCGGAUAUCCGGUAAAUUAGUAAUACGCUCCCGUUCAAUAGCAAUAACCAUUUAUCAAUGGACCUGUUAUUAUAUAGCCAAUUAUUGUAUAAUAAGUAAGAAGAGCAAAUGCAGAUGGAUGUUAAUUUCCUGCUGAUAUCAAUUGCCCUUAUUGUCAAAAACCUGUUCAGACAUUUAUUAAACAUAAAAGCGGUUGUCAUACUUGGCUCGCUUGUUGGUUACUGUUUCUCUUUUUUUUACCUCUCUUCUUUUUGCCAUUUUGCUUUGAAGAAUGUUAAGAUAUAAUCCACUUCUGUCCAAAUUGUGGGAAAAAAGUUGGAAAAAAGAAAUACAAAAUGUGUUGUUGA
Paramecium tetraurelia is the source of this 465-nucleotide messenger RNA. RefSeq lists its product as uncharacterized. The record is from RefSeq and is a predicted model, not a curated record. NCBI's taxonomy places the organism in Eukaryota, Ciliophora, Oligohymenophorea, Peniculida, Parameciidae. The transcript is spliced from 2 exons. Gene Ontology annotation, molecular function: zinc ion binding.